Molecule: messenger RNA, 2202 nt
Organism: Ostreococcus tauri
Lineage: Eukaryota; Viridiplantae; Chlorophyta; Mamiellophyceae; Mamiellales; Bathycoccaceae
Source: the annotation of a RefSeq genome assembly
AUGGCAACAAAAUUCCCUAAAUUUAGUCAAGGACUUGCAUCGGAUCCCACAACACGUCGUAUCUGGUUCGGAAUUGCAACAGCACACGAUUUCGAAACACACGAUGGGAUGACAGAAGAGAAACUCUACCAAAAGAUUUUCGCUUCUCACUUCGGGCAACUUGCAAUUAUUUUCUUAUGGACAUCAGGUAACCUUUUCCACGUAGCGUGGCAAGGAAACUUUGAGAAGUGGGGUGAAGAUCCUCUUCACGUACGUCCAAUCGCUCACACAAUCUGGGAUCCACAUUUUGGACAACCAGCUGUUGAAGCAUUUACACGUGGUGGAGCUUCGGCUCCAGUAAACAUUGCAUAUUCAGGUGUUUACCAGUGGUGGUACACAAUUGGUAUGCGUACAAACGUUGACCUUUACAACGGGUCACUUUUCCUUCUUUUUGUAGCAGGACUUUUCCUCUUCGCAGGAUGGCUUCACCUUCAGCCGACGUUUGCACCAGCAGUUUCUUGGUUCAAAAAUGCUGAAUCACGUUUAAAUCACCACCUUUCGGGACUCUUUGGAGUAAGUUCACUCGCUUGGACUGGUCACCUUGUACACGUAGCAAUUCCAGCUUCGCGUGGAGAGACUGUUCGUUGGGAUAACUUCUUAACAACAUUACCUCACCCAGCAGGACUUGCUCCAUUCUUUACAGGACAAUGGGCUGUGUAUGCACAGAAUCCAGAUACAGCUGGACACAUCUUCGGAACAUCUGAAGGGGCUGGAACAGCAAUUCUUACAUUCUUAGGUGGAUUCCACCCACAGACACAGAGUCUUUGGCUCACUGACAUGGCUCACCACCACCUUGCAAUUGCUGUAGUUUUCAUCAUUGCAGGACACCAAUACCGUACGAACUUCGGAAUUGGGCACAGUAUGAAAGAAAUUCUUGAAGCACAUACAGCACCUUCAGGACGUCUUGGAGCUGGGCACACAGGUCUUUUUGAUACUGUAAACAACUCUCUUCAUUUCCAACUUGGGCUUGCACUUGCAUCUGUUGGUGUAUUAUGUUCACUUACAGCACAGCACAUGUACAGUAUGCCACCGUACGCGUUCCUUGCUCAGGACUUCACAACGCAAGCAGCACUUUACUCGCACCACCAGUAUAUUGCUGGUUUCAUCAUGUGUGGAGCUUUUGCACACGGAGCAAUCUUCUUUAUUCGUGACUACGAUCCAGAAGCGAAUAAAGGAAACGUACUUGCACGUAUGUUAGAGCACAAAGAAGCGAUUAUUUCGCACCUUAGUUGGGUAUCACUUUUCCUUGGAUUCCACACGCUUGGUCUUUAUGUACACAACGACGUAAUGCAAGCAUUUGGAACACCGGAAAAGCAGAUUCUUAUUGAGCCAGUAUUUGCACAAUGGAUUCAGGCUGCACAAGGUAAAGCUCUCUAUGGCUUUGAUAUUCUUCUUUCAGGGGAUAACGCUGCAACUGCCGCUGGUAAUUCAAUUUACCUUCCAGGUUGGCUUGCUGGAAUUAACAGUUCUACAAACUCGCUUUUCCUCCCAAUUGGGCCUGGAGAUUUCCUUGUACACCACGCAAUCGCACUUGGACUUCACACAACAACGCUUAUCCUUGUAAAAGGAGCGCUUGAUGCACGUGGAUCUAAGCUUAUGCCAGAUAAGAAAGAUUUCGGGUACAGUUUCCCUUGUGAUGGACCAGGACGUGGAGGAACAUGUGACAUCUCAGCUUGGGAUGCUUUCUACCUCGCAGUAUUCUGGGAGCUCAACACAGUGUCAUGGACAGUAUUCUAUUUCCACUGGAAGCACCUUGCUCUUUGGCAAGGAAAUUCAGCUCAGUUUGACGAAUCAUCAACAUAUAUCAUGGGAUGGCUUCGUGACUACCUUUGGCUUAACUCAUCUCAACUUAUUAACGGGUACAACCCGUUUGGAAUGAACAGUCUUUCGGUAUGGGCGUGGAUGUUCCUUUUUGGACACCUUAUUUACGCAACAGGAUUUAUGUUCCUUAUUUCUUGGCGUGGGUACUGGCAAGAGCUUAUUGAAACUCUUGUUUGGGCACAUGAGCGUACUCCACUUGCAAACUUUGUAAAAUGGAACGAUAAGCCAGUUGCCCUUUCAAUUGUGCAAGCUCGUCUUGUAGGUCUUACUCACUUUGCAGUAGGAUUCGUACUUACAUAUGCAGCUUUCGUAAUUGCUUCAACUUCUGGUAAGUUUGGAUAA